CAGUGUGACCUCCAGGGGGCAGAAGGUGAAAACACAUGUGAACUUACACAACCUUUUACCGAACCCCGACGGCGAGUUUUGUAACAAGUUGCUUCCCCUCUUCGUGGUGCUCCUGCCUCGCUGAAGGAACGGCUUGUGACGUCACGGAGACGACGAUGAAGUCCUUCGCCCGCUUCUCCUCGUCUGUCAGGGCGGCUCGUCGGCCCCCCUCCCCAAGUUUCCCCCCCAAUCGGGCUCUCGACCUCUGCGCUCCGUCCGGUGCGGACUUUACUGCCGGCAGAACUGUCGUUGCGCGACAGCCGCGCGUAACCGCCGUGCGUACUUUUCACCACGCGCCCGUUGCCGCAGCGGCGGUCCAGGUGGCCCCGCCGGUCACAACCGAGGCCGAACCGAACGUGUACCGGGCACACCUGUCCCCGUACGCCCCGUACAUCAGGCAGCGGAGCAGCGGCGCCGCGCUAGUCCACCUCCAGACUAUGAUGGAAGGGGACGUGAUCCCCGAGCUGUGCUCCGGGCUGGCGCACUUCCCCGGCGACGAGAGGGCGGACGGACUCGCCACUUUGCUCGGGGCGUGCGCCGAGUGGGGCCUGGAGGCCCGCAGCCCUCUGGUCGUCCGGCUGAUCAACGGGUGUCUGGAGCUCCUCUCCGGCGGGGGCGUCCGGGUGUCACCGCUGUGCCACCUGGGCGAGGUGGCGCGCGCCCUGGAGGGCCGCCGGUCGGCCCUGGUGACGCAGGUCCUGGCCUCUCUCUGCGGGGCCGUGCGAGAGGACGGCGCCUCGCCGAGCGAGGCCGUCAGGAUCUACUCCCUGCUGGCUCAGUGUCACGACCCCGCCAGCCGGCGGCACAAGGUCCUGCUGUCCGCUCUGCACCGGAGCACACGCAGGCAGGUCCACGGGCUCAACGCCAGCCAAGUCAGCGAUGUCCUGCAGUCCCUGUCCCAGUUGCAGCAGAGGCAGGCCGUCUCCCUGGUGCUGAGGCUGAGUCGCAGGGCGUCGCAGGUCCUGAAAGCUUUCAGCGAUGCUGAGUUGACCCAGGUGCUGUCGGCGCUGAUGAUGCUGGGCCAUCACAGCGAAGAGCUCCUGUACGCGGUGGAGGAACACCUUCCAGGGAGGCUGGGGAAGUGCGACCCGGAGCUGAUCAGCACCGUCGUGGAGUACUGUCUGCGAGCGAGGCGUCGCUCUGAGCCGAUCUUCGAGGCCGUGGCUGAGAACUUUGUUGACAAUGCUGAGACGCACACCUCCCUUCAGAUUGCCAAACAAAUUGUCUCCAUGGGAAGGCUCAACUAUCUGCCACAGUGCUCCAGUGAGAUGUUUAGAACGUUGGAGAGCAUUUUGUCAGCGAGGUUCGCACAGUUCCCGCCUCGCUCCCUGCUAGAGGUGUUGCACGCCUGCAUCCACCUGGAGCGCUUCCCACUCAACCACAUGGCCAAAGUCUUCAGCCCGCACUUCCUGCAGCGGCUGCGAGCGCAGGGGGAGCCAUUGGACAACAACGCACUGGGUCAGCUGACGCAGCUCCACCUCUCAUCCUCAUUAGAGUGCUCCUACUACUGGGGUCCCAGGUUGCCUUUCUUCCUCCACGUGAAGAACUUUUCCUCUGUGGACCAGGCCUUUGAGACGCCUAUGGAGAGUCGCCUCUACAACCAGGUCAAAGGGCCACUCGCAGAGAUGCUGGGGGGAAGGUUUUACAACACCAGAGUCUUUACUCGCAGUGGCUACACAAUAGAUGUGGAGAUAUGUCUGGAUGAGGAUGGAUACGUUCUGCCUCCGGCUCAGUGGGAUCACACUUACAAGAGGAUGGCCCUGUGCUUGGAUGGUGAAAAGCGGUUCUGUAGCAAAACACAGCACCUGCUGGGGAAGGAAGCCACUAAGAGGAGGCACCUGCGCAGGGUGGGCUAUGAGCUGGUGCAGAUCCCUUUCUUUGAAUUUGAGGAGCUGAGAACUCUGGAGGAACAGGUGCAAUAUCUUCACGACAAGAUCUUUCCCACCAUCUUAAAGUUCAAUCACUGACCUUUAGUUUGCCUGAAAAGUUCAAUGUUGCUGUAGCUUCAUAAGCUUAUUUUACAGGCACAUACAAUAAAGAUGUAAUGACACUGUUACACAAACUUUGCCACUGAUUUAAGGGAGCAAAGAUUAUGAAAAUAAUAGUGCCCAUUUUUGUAUUUUAAUAUUUUAAAUGGACAUUUUGACUAUUUAUGUGAUCAAUGUGAACACAAAACAAGAUCCAACAAGAUACUAGAGAUGUUUGAAAUGAAAUGUACAAAUAUGCUUUAAGUAUAAGAUACACCAUAAACUGCCUUAAAUCUAUUAUCCUUGUACUGGUGAGUGAUUCAGUAAAUCCUGAAAAACAGAAAAGUUAAUUUUACUUUGGAUCUUUUGAAAAAAGAUAUAUUCUAGGUUUAAAAACAUCUAUUAAGAAAUACUGU
Molecule: messenger RNA, 2422 nt
Organism: Pungitius pungitius (ninespine stickleback)
Lineage: Eukaryota; Metazoa; Chordata; Actinopteri; Perciformes; Gasterosteidae
Product: FAST kinase domain-containing protein 3, mitochondrial-like
Exons: 10
Coding region: 156-2006 (616 amino acids)
Biological process (GO): mitochondrial RNA processing; regulation of mitochondrial mRNA stability
Cellular component (GO): mitochondrial matrix; ribonucleoprotein granule
Molecular function (GO): RNA binding
Source: RefSeq, a predicted model, not a curated record